This is a messenger RNA of Ruditapes philippinarum (Manila clam), 1486 nucleotides long. RefSeq lists its product as uncharacterized. The transcript has 4 exons. Lineage: Eukaryota; Metazoa; Mollusca; Bivalvia; Venerida; Veneridae. Bases 35 to 928 code for a protein of 297 amino acids. The record is from RefSeq and is a predicted model, not a curated record.
ACAGUUUAUUUUAGAUGACAUCAAGUUCGAAGGUAUGCGCCAUUUAAUCUUCGUGAAGAAAGACCAAUUGAAACUCAUCCGUGAGUCCCGUAAUUGGUUCAUUGGGGGAACAUAUAAGAUGGUUUCACACCCGUUUGUUCAGUUGAUCACCAUACAUCGUUUUGUGAGGUCGGGUGACAAUUCUAAACAGGUGCCGAUUGUGUAUAUGUUGUUGUCAAGGAGACGCAGGAGUGAUUAUAUCAAGGUACUAACUUGUUUGAAAGAACAUUUGGGUCAACCACAGGUGGAAGCUUUUAUGCUCGAUUUUGAUGCCGAUAUAUGGGAAGCUGUACGACAGAUAUUUCCGGGUAAAAUUAUGAAGGGCUGUAACUUCCAAUGGUCAACACAAGUUUACAGACAGAUCCAGAAAGCAGGGUUAUCAGCAGAGUACAAGAAGAAGGAGGGUAUCUACCGUUGUCUACGCAAUUUCAUGUGUCUUCCAUACUUACCGACGGGGCAUAUCAAGCCAUCCUUCGAGAAACUGCGAGAGUUUGCAGCCGGUGCCACAGAACCCGUGAAACGUGUUAUUUCUUACAUUGACACCGCCUGGAUUUCUAGUGCGCAAUGGGGUCCCGAGAACUGGUCGGUCUAUGGUCAACAAGUUCGUACUAACAAUGAUGUGAAGGGGUGGCAUAGCAGAAUCACUGGUAGGGCUGGAUGGUUCAAACUCCCAGUGUAUGACCUUACUGAACUACUGUUUAAAGAAGCCAGAUGGGUGGAUUACGAGAUACGUUGUGUGAGCGAGCACAUGACUUCAAGAUACCAAAGAAAGAAAUAUGUGCAGAUAAACAAAGAACUGAGCCGUGUAUGGAAUGAUUAUGCGAAACAUAAUAUAACGACAUCCGGGCUACUGAGGGAAGUCAAUGACAUCACCGGAACUGGACGGUAACAAAACCGGAAAUAUCUACACUGAGUGAAGUAGUGGAAUAGACAGUGCAGAGACUUUGAGCAUUUUUAUUGUUGGGUGUUACACUAAUUUUAGUCCUCGGACCUUACGAUCAUGCUCUAACAAGUUUUUAGUGCAAAAUAAGAUAUAAUGUUCAUGCAUAUGUUUAUGUAAAGCCCGACAAUGCAUUUUGGUAAUAGCUAAAACGAUUUCUAACUGAAUAUGUGUAAUUUUCCGUAAUAGCCUCAAGCGACAUGUCUAUGAUAUGAUUUAUAUCAGCUUCCUUUGCAUACAAAACUUUUCUUUUGUACACCCCGAAGAAAAAUGUUUUUAAAAAAGUAUGUUUUCAGUAGCGUGUUACUUACAUGACUGCUCGUGCUGUAAGGACUAUUUUUUUCUUCGGAGUUAUUUGUACUACGAAUGUUAAGAUAAGUCCUUCAUUUCAUAUGUGCUUUAGAAAUAUUUGAGAAUAUUCUGUAAUUUUCUGGAUAUUGCUAGUGCUUUCACUAUUGCCAGUUCUACAUGUAUGAUUUGUUGUAAAUAUGGUGUUGAAUAUGUUCU